AUGAUCCUACAACACGCUCAGCAUCAGCAUGCGUCCAAGAGCACCAUCAUGCAUGCUCUGUUCGUAGCGACGAGCAGAAGCGACAGAUUUGUUGAGUUCUACUGCGUCAACCUGAUUGCAUUUCUCGAUGAGUGCAAGAAUGCGUUUGAAGUGCACGUAAAAACGUACAUCAAAACGUACAUCUCGGUAUCUACAAUCUCUGGCGUGUCAACCAUGCCCACGGGGUUCUUUGACGAGCUUGCGUCGAUAGACUGGUCGAACCACAAUGUGCAGUUUCUCGACGAAGUCAGCUUUGACUCCAGGGGCAUGCUCCGGAAACGCGGGUAUGCCAUGAAGGGCCAGAAGUUAUGUUUUCGCGGUGAAUUUAACCGAAAGCCACGCGUAUCGUUGCUGUGUUUCAUCGACGUCCAUGGUGUGACCGACGUGUUCGGUGCUGUGGGCGCAUUCGACCGGCAUGCCUUUGUAAAGUAG
Messenger RNA from Aphanomyces invadans, 471 nucleotides. RefSeq lists its product as hypothetical. Bases 1 to 471 code for a protein of 156 amino acids. The transcript is spliced from 3 exons. NCBI's taxonomy places the organism in Eukaryota, Oomycota, Saprolegniomycetes, Saprolegniales, Verrucalvaceae. The record is from RefSeq and is a predicted model, not a curated record.